Molecule: messenger RNA, 1937 nt
Organism: Clarias gariepinus (North African catfish)
Lineage: Eukaryota; Metazoa; Chordata; Actinopteri; Siluriformes; Clariidae
Gene: tyr
Product: tyrosinase
Biological process (GO): melanin biosynthetic process; pigmentation
Molecular function (GO): tyrosinase activity
Source: RefSeq, a predicted model, not a curated record
AUGGGUGAGACCAAACACAAUCCCUUGCACUUCUUCAUUCUUUUACGCACUCCCAGUCUGAUCUCUCGUGCUUUGAUCAUGCAGCCGGCGUCUCUCGCAGUGCUCUUCUUACUGCCCCUUGUGCGUGUGUCGUACGCUCAAUUCCCACGCGUGUGUGCGACCGCAGAGGCACUCCUGACUAAAACGUGCUGUCCCGCCUGGCCCGGUGAUGGCUCGAUGUGCGGUGUGAGCUCUGGCCGAGGCUUCUGCCAAGAUGUGUCGGUGUCCGAUCUACCAAACGGGCCUCAGUUCCCCCACAGCGACGUGGACGACCGUGAACGAUGGCCUCUCGUUUUCUACAACCGCACAUGCCAGUGCGCGGGCAACUUCAGGGGCUACAACUGCGGCGAGUGCAAGUUCGGGUACUACGGUGCCAACUGCGCAGAGAGGCGUGAGAGCGUGCGCCGGAACAUCUUCCAGCUGUCGGUGGCCGAGCAGCAGCGCUUCAUCUCGUACAUCAACCUGGCCAAGAACACCAUCAGCUCUGAAUAUGUCAUCGUGACAGGCACGAGGGCACAGAUGGACAACAGCACGAAUCCGAUGUUCGCAAACAUCAGCGUGUACGACUUGUUCGUCUGGAUGCACUACUACGUGUCACGCGACACACUCCUCGGCGGCCCCGGGAACGUGUGGUCGGACGUGGACUUUGCGCACGAGGCCGCUGGAUUCCUGCCGUGGCACCGCAUGUUUCUGCUCCUCUGGGAGCACGAGAUCCGUAAACUUACCGGCGACUUCAAUUUCACCAUCCCGUACUGGGACUGGCGGGACGCGCCCGACUGCCAGGUGUGCACGGACCGGCUGAUGGGUGCGCGCAGCCCGCUCGACCCCAGCCUCAUCAGCCCCGCCUCGGUCUUCUCCUCGUGGAAGGUGAUCUGCACCCAUCCGGAGGUGUACAACGAACGUGAGGUGCUGUGUGAUGGCUCGCCCGAGGGUCCGCUGAUUCGUAAUCCUGGCAACCAUGACUUGAACCGUGUCAACCGGCUGCCUAGCACCGCAGAUGUGGAGUUCGUGGUCUCGCUCACACAGUACGAGAGCGACACGCUCGACAGGCGUGCCAACAUGAGCUUUAGAAAUGUUCUGGAAGGUUUUGCGAGUCCAGAGACGGGUAUGGCAGUGUCAGGCAAGAGCACGAUGCACAACUCACUCCACAUCUUCAUGAACGGCUCGAUGUCAUCGGUGCCGGCGUCCGCCAACGACCCCGUGUUCCUUCUGCACCAUGCGUUUAUAGACAGCAUCUUUGAGCGAUGGCUACGUCUUCACCGGCCCCCGCGCUCCAUUUACCCAGAAUCCAACGCUCCGAUUGGCCACAAUGGAGGCUACUACAUGGUUCCCUUCAUCCCUCUGUACAAAAACAUGGACUACUUCAUCUCCACCAAAGAGCUGGGAUACGAAUACUCCUACUUACUGGAUCCAACUCAGCGGCUCCUGCAGGAGUUCAUCGCUCCGUACUGGGAGCACAUACAGCAGAUUUGGCCCUGGCUGCUCGGGGCCGCGGUGCUCGGAGCCCUGGUUGCCGCGCUCGUCGGCACGAUUAUCAGAAAGGUUGUCAUGGCGACGCGUCGCCGAGGGAACAGGAAGCACGGAUACGGAGAGAAACAACCGCUGCUGAACAGCAGCGAGGAGGAGGAGGACACCGCCUCAUAUCAGACCACACUCUGAACACACACACGCAUCAGGGUACACUUCGUAAACUUGUACUGUAUGAACAUAUGAGCAUUAAAGCAAACACAUACAUUCAAAAGUGAAUACACACAACAUUACUAGGUGCAAAGGCUUACACACAUACACACUGGGACAACUCAACACACACACAAAGAAACCUGAAUACACACAUCACAUAUAUAUAUUAAAAAAAAAAGAUUACUAAAUGCAGAUCCACACACAAGCUCUAACACACA